AUGGCGGGCAAGUGUUUAUUUCGUAUCACGUCGGAAUGGUUUUUGGAUUAUUGCAUUUAUCAAUUGUGGAAGGAAUUUAGAGACAAGUGUUCGUUUUCAGAUUGCUGGAAAGAUCGUAUCCAAGGUAAAGAGGAAUUAAAGUUAAAAUCUAAGGGAUUCUGGGCAGCAGUUUUCAAUACCAAAGUUAGGAAAUAUGGGUUGUCUUUGGUAUGAUUGAAAUUUGUAAAGUUCUUGUCCCUACGUUUUGGUUUUCCAGCUUAUCCUAGCUGUGUCUAGUCUUCAAUUAGAAAUUAUUGAUUGAAGCUGAGUAGGAUGUGAAGAAUUGUGCAGAUCGAGGAGGAUGUUUACGUUUUCCACCGAGGCUGAAGGCCAAGGUGGAUAACAUCCUCUGAGAAUUGUUCACGUUGUUCGACAGCAGCUGAAGACUAUAUACAUAGGACGCCUGUUCAUUAUGUUGAAGACAAUCGCCUCAAAACAUUUUAAAGGAUGUUAUCCACCAAGGGUGAGGGCCCAGAUGGAUAACGCCCUCCGAGAUCUGUAAAAUUCUUCACAUCAUAUGAAAGCCGAAUUCAAUAAUAUUGUUUUAUUAUUCAUUCAAAAUGUUUCUAAGUCAGGUAAGUGUCGACUGCUUGAGUAUCUCUAGACCUGGCCGGUUUCGGGCUAUCAGUACUCUAAGAGACUCGCACACACUCAAGUCCUGAUCACAUUCAUCGUUUAUUGCUAAAUCAAGGUUUUUUUAUACAUAUUGGUAGCUAAAUCAUACGUGGGAAAAUAUAGUAGGGAAUGCAUGUGGUUUCCUUUCUAGUAAAUACCCUAAUUUGAUUGAAAACUUAAAGCACUAUUACACCUGCAUUACUUACGUAAAUCCGGAGCAGCUAGGUUUAAAUAAUCAUUCCGUCCUGCACAAAAUCCUACCAGUUUAGUAGCUUUUACGCUAUUCCGAUUGGAAAGCACAUCUAACUAUCUGCUUUACACGAUGCACAUUUUUGCAUGUUUGCUUACACCAUAGGGAUCAUAUUUCCAGUUCCUAUCAAGCUAGUAAUUGAUCUAUUGUUCACUCAAGAUUAACAAGUCACGAUUCAUUGUACAAAGUGUCAUGAAUUCUUUAACUUCACUACAGAUAUAUUUUGCGUAUUCUUGCAUUUCUUCUGUUCAGUUAAUUAGAAAUAGGCCAUUUCCGAGUUCCCCCGGGCCUCUGUAUCAAAACGAGGUUGAGUGCUCAGCCUUUGAUGUGCAGAUGAUUUUUAAUUCUCAUGCAAAUAAAACUCAUUUUCACAAGAAAGGCUGUGCACUAGGCCUCAUUUUGAAAGUGAGGGUUUUUGGAACUCAGAAGUGGCCUAUUUUGUUUUUGGAUAGCCGUGAAAGCCAUUUUCUUUUUUAGUUCACUCAGCAAUAAACAGCUAGGCUGCUAUGCCUGAAACAAGAUUUAUCUAUGGUAUAUCAUAAUUUCAUAAUUUAUACCUUCAAAUUGAUCAUGAUAUAUGCCAUAUUGUUUGCAUCUUCUAAAAUAAUAUGGUAAGUGCCAGUUGGUUAUGAUGAAGUAGCCAGGGGGAUUGGAGCCAAUCAGAAACAGCAAAAUUUUGAAUGAUUAUACUCUACAUGUAACUCAUGAUAUCUAAAUAAAGGUAUUAUAACUACUUGCUUUAUCAAACUUCUGCUCUGUCAUUUUCAGAUUAUUUGGAAAACAAACCAUUUGUUAUAGGACAGGAGUUAUCAACUAAACUUCAUUGCAUCAGAUUUAUCAUUGGUUUGCAUGAACAUCAGCCAAUAGACAGUCAGUUCAGCCAAUCAAGUACUUAUUCUAGCUCUACCGAGGAUGAGAAUGAAUCAAGAUUACUUGGACAAGGCUGUUUAAACUAUUUUGAUAAGAUAACAGGAAUAUAUCCAUUUUCUGAUGUGGAGAAGUCCCAUAUGAGAAGUGCUUUGAAGCUUCAGGUAAGCCCUCUAUUGUUUAUUUUAAAUGAAGUUUUUCAGUGAACCACCCUACAACACUUCCAUUAAAUUUUGUAAGUUUGCUGCGCUUUUCACAAACAUGUGAAUUCUGAAGUUCAAAAGCCAACUGAUGAUUGCGUUUUUCGCUGCCGUCAAUCAUCUUAACGGACCUCUUAGACAACAAAACUUUACUUUUAUGGGUUCAAAAGGUCAUGGUUUGUGAUUUUUGAUUGGUGGAUUUCGAUCCAUUUUGUGUGUUUCUGUGUUUCAAUGUUGGUUGCUUGUGAUCAUAAUAAUGAUUGAUAAUUGCAAUUGUGAAGGCGGCUUUUGAACUUAAGAGUUCGCAUGUUUAUGAAAAGCACAGUCAUUCAGGUGUGAUGCAAUAUAGUCAACUGCUGAUAACUUGAACCUUUCAGGGCAAUCGAAAAAAGUUUGGGUUAUGGUGAGUUGACUAUAUAACUGAAAAUAAGGAAAUAAGCAUAUGGGUGCAGAGGGAAUGUAACGACAUGUAUCAUGCACACUUCACCUCAAGGGCAGCAAGACAUUUAUUGAUAUUUUUGAAAAAGGUAUUGAAGCAACAAUACCUGGACAUUCUGGACAUUGAAUUUGAACUGGACAGACAAAGAAGACAUAGAAUAGAUGGUUUUUUAAAAAUAGUAAUUAUUAGAUUUUUGAAACUGUCGAACGUAAUCCUCUUUUUGGCUUGUCACGCUCUUGAAAGAUAGUUCAAGUAAGGCUGUUAUUGAGAUUAUAAAAAUGAUCUGAAGGGAAACAAAAAUUGUUUGAGUUAGUGGGAGGUUCGAGUUAUCAAGGUUUCAAGUUACAGAGGGUAAAAUUACAGUAAAUAUUAUUAUAUGUUGGAAAUCCAGAGGAAAUAAAUUUUGGUUUGAGUUAGCGCAGGUUUGAGUUAGCAAGGGUUCGAGUUAUGGGGAGUCAACUAUUACCACUGUAUAUCAAAAUAUACAAGACUCUUAUACAUUUUGAUGCAGUACUAUUCAACUUCAUGAUCAUGUAUUUGAAAAAGGGAAUCUCAAGAUUAACUCGAUAAAAGAAACUUUCUGUAGAAAAUUAAAAAUUAAGUUAAAAUGACAAAAAGAAUUUAAAAAAUCAAUUUCAGUUAGUAAGCUGUAAUUAACGACCACAUUCUUUACUGCAGUUGGUUGCCUGGGAUGUCCAUGGGCGAAACACACAUGAUGGGAGGGGUGAGGAAAAAAUCAUCCCUAUUCCCUCUUGUUUGUCUAGUACUCCACGCCCUCCUCAUGCUUAACCUUGCUUGCCUGAAAAAACUGGAAAAAUAAAUGCCUGUUCUGCAGGGUAAUAGCCGGUAACUUGAAAUCUUAGAAAAUGCUGUUAAAUUCAAACAGUAACGUAAAUUUGUGAGAAAAUUAAUAACUCACAAAAAUACAAUGGUUUUGUCCCUAUUUAGAAUUGUUCACUUUUUAGAUUCUUUAAUUUUUUUCUCUUGGAAUUACAGAUCAUCUUAUCACACUUUACCCAUGGUGACAUGAAAGGAGGUGAACAGUUGUACUCAGUUUUGUACAGUGAUGACGGUGAUGACGAGGUAUUUUUAGGAUGCUUAUGUCACUUUUCAGACUACCUUAAUUUAGAUUUUGUUAUUAUCUGCAUCACAAACAUGGUAUACAAGUACAUCAUUGUUUCACUCAGGCUGUGAAAUUCCCUGUGUUCACCGUUGUCAAAGUAGCAUUACAAUGCCUUUGAAACUAAAAAAUGCAAGUGCAAAUUUCAUUACAAAAAUGCCUAAAAAAUGCAGCAAAGGCUCCUUGGAUCAAAGUUCGUGAUAAACAGGAUAAUAGUCGUUUUUGUAAUACAGCCAUGAAAUUUUCCCUUUUGAUGCCACUCAUGCAAGUUAACCUCUUCUGAUCUCUCCAAUCAAAACCACAAUUUCAUUGUCAUAGUCAAUGUUAUAGAGGUGGUUCAAACAAGAUUGUGCAUGUGGAAUGCAUUUGCGCAUACAUGCAUGAGACUUUGCACUUAUCAGUAAAACAAUCAUGUACACAUAUGGAAGCAACAAUUUCGAGUCACUUGUUCUUUAUUGUCAUUUUUGUUGUUAACAGGAAUAUCAAGACGAGAUCAGAGAAUUAUUUCAAUCUGAAAAUGACUCAUGGAAGAAAUUGUUCUUAAGAAAACAUACAUAUGACAGAUUCCUCAACCAAGUUAAACAGUUUUUUAUGCCAGUGUGGAAAAAGUUUGAGGCACCAGUCUUAGAAGAGGUGACAAACUAUUUUUAAAACAUUAGCAUGAAAUUCAAAGUACUUCAAGUAAUCAGCUGUAUGGUUUUAUCAUUCCUGUUAUGUACAGUGGAACCUCUAUUCAGGGGACACCCUCUGGACUGAAUAGAGGUGUCCCUUCAAUAGAGGUAACAGAUACAAAGAUUAUGUGGAUGUUUUUCUGGGAACAAAGUUUGUGUCCCCUGAUUGAAGGUGUCUCUUGAAUAGAGGUGUCCCAAAGGAGAGGUUCCACUGUAUAUUUAACAAUUAUUCCAUGAGUGCAUAUUGGAUAUCAGAUGGUAGAUAGCCAACGAGGUGCUUAGAGCGGAGUUGGCUAUAAUCAUCUCAUAUCCAACAAACGCGAGUAUUUUUUACUAAAAACGCCCACAAAAUAUCUAGAAUUCUUCCCGGUGUUAUUUGUGAAAACAACCGAUUUUCAGCUUGUUUUUAAUUUUGAGCAGAUGGAUACAGUUACCAUAUUUGGAGAGCAUGGUAUAAUGGCUCAUACACCAUGACAGCUAAGCCAAUCAGUGCUCUAAAAUUGCAUUAUCCAAUGAUUCAGUUUUUAGUAAUAUUUGAUAUUAAGUAAAAUAUUAUUACUCAUUUCUGUAGUAAUAAUAUUGAUAUAGAGCACAUCACGUUUAGGUAAAAUUGUUCAAAGCAAGUGUAAGAUAACCAAUAGUUAGCAUGAAAUCUGAUUUCAGACCUAAACACUUACAGUGCGAAUUCAGGUUAAUCCCUCUUACCUACAAUUUCAUGAUUGGCUGGAUAAAAAAGACACUCCAGAAAUCCCAGGUUAGGGAUAAUUGGCCUUCAAUCAACUGGGCCCAUUAUGAUGACAUCUGUGCAGUGGAACUGUUCUGUUGUAGACAAGAUGGAUCUUGUUUACUGUGGGUAAUGUCGACCGAGAUAUCGGUCGACAUAGCGGUCGAUAUAGCGGUCGACAGUCGGUCGAUAGUUGGUCGACAGUCGGUCGAUAGUCGGUCGAUAGUCGGUCGAUGGUCGGUCGAUAGUCGGUCGAUGGUCGGUCAAUAGUCGGUCGAUAGUCGGUCGAUAGUCGGUCGAUAGUGAGAUAGACUAUCGACUGAGUAUCGGUCGAUAUUUCGACGACGCACCUCGACUUGCUAUCGGUCAUAUGUCGGUGAUAUAUCGGUCAACUGUCAGUGGUAUAUCAGUCAACUGUCGGUGGUAUAUCGGUGAACUGUCGGUGGUAUAUCGAUCAACUGUCGGUGGUAUAUCGGUUAACUGUCGUUCGAAUAUCAGUCGUGUGUUAAUUUAUCAGGUGAGUCCAAUGGCUUUUUUUUUCAGCAAAGACGUCAUUAAUUACUGUUCAUGACAUGCUUUAAGAGCGAGGAAUACACAUCUUUUAUUAUCGGGCUUUGACCUGCUUCAUCACGCCAAGUUCUCGCUUGUGCAGAGACCACAAAUUAAACUUAUAUAUUUCUGUAUUGAAGACGGGAACAGUCCUUUGUUUAAUGAUCAGUUAUUGAUAAAACGCGCUGAUAAUGUGCCGAGGAAGGUGACAAAAAUAUCCAGCAGACUGAACACAUUCAUUUAUUGUGGGAUACGCUACGUUCUCAUUACAUUAUCCUGUCCUUUUGCUCUGUCCUUUCGCUUUAUAUUUAUAUUUUGUUCAAAAUAGAGACGACCAUGCGUAUACAGAAAUUAAUAUUGAAUGGUAAGUCACUUUUGGUCAUCCACGAAAAGGAAAACAGUAUGCGCCGCGUUAACAUUAAUAUUAUCUUAACUUGUUAAGGAAAAACAAGUUUAAAAAAAUGAACUGUAAAUACAUUUUUUCAUCAAUGUAGUUCUGAGUCGGUUGAAAAAUUCUCGGCAUAGGAAAAAUCAGCCAGAUAUAGGCCUUACACGGUGGGAAUAAAUCACAUAACAAGAAGCUGAAGGCCUAUCAUUCUCACUUAGCGGACUUCUUCAUGAUUCAAUUCUAGCCGGCUACGCGUAGCGAGACUCCCACCCCUGAAAAAAAAAACGAGGGGAGGAAACGUCUGCGAAAAGGUGGUGGGCAUCGAUACAGAUAGGCUAAAUCCCGUUCACAUGAAUUAAAAGAAAAGGCUAGAUAAAUGACUAAUAGCUAUUAAUCCGGAAUUUUGGCUAAGUACAUUGAAGUUUGAAAUUAAAAAAGCAGAAACACAAUUUAAAAAAACAGUUAGGUCCAAGCUAGAAAAUGCUUUCUAAUUCCUUGUUUUCCAAGCUAAAAAAUGUAGGAAAUGCUAAGUGUCGACCGACCAUCGACGGAGUGUCGACCAAUUACUGACUGAUACAUCGGUCAAGUAUCGACCAACUAUCGGCGAAGUGUCGGCGAAAAGUCGGCGAAGUGUCGGUGAACGAAAAGCUAUAUCGGCCGAGACACAUCUGGAACGACUACCGACCGUGUCUCGACCGAGUGUCGACCCACUAUCGACCAACUAUCGACUGACUAUCGACCGACUAUCAACCGCUAUAUUGACCGACUGUCGACUGAACGUCGACCGAGUAUCGACCGAGUGUCGACCGAGUAUCGACCGACUGUCGACCGAGUGUCGACCGACUAUCGACCGAGUGUCGACCGCUAUAUCGACCGCUAUAUCGACCGAUAUCUCGGUCGACCGAUAUAUCGGUAUCUCGAUAUCUCACAGUAAACAAGAUGCGACAAGAUUCUGUUACCCUGCCCUACCCCUCCUUGGUCAGUCUGGACGCAAUCACCAAAAAUACUCUUGAUAAGAUUUUUGUUUCCCUUAAAAUACAAUGUCUAAAAUAAUCACAGUGGUAUAUAAGAGACAAGGCUGUGCUCUAAGGGAAAUUGAAGGGAGCCCAGUGCUCUGAAAGUAAAAUCUAGGGUGCCCAACAUAGGGUUUGUAUGAAAAAAGUUAGAUUUUGUAGUCACCUGAGAGCAUAAGUUCGUCACCUGGGACCAUCGGGCUCUUUUAGAGCACAGCCCUAGAUCUAUAAACUCACACAAGAUACCUUUUAUGUUUUCUAGGCUUCAUUUUUAGAGAAUACAAAUGGAGAAAGGUAUGAUUUGAAGAGCAUUUGCCAAGUUGUGAAUUACAUUAUUGAACACAGACAUCUUGUCAUUAUAAUAAUAUUAUAGCAUCCACAAAAUUUAGUUGGUAAGUGGGAAACUUCACAGUUUGGCUAAUAAGCAAGGAACUGGUAAUUUUGAAGCUUUCAGUGAAAUAUUUGCUGGCUACUCAACAUUACUAAGCCUUAGUAAUACUGAAUAAAAACCAAACAAAUCAAUCUCAAGGCCUUUGCUAACUACCACUCUGAUUAUACUACCUACAACUGUGAAACAUUUUGACUGCAGGUUGGGCUGGUCAGUUGACAUUGAGCUUGUUUUGGAUUAUGAGUUUUCCAAUGUGUUUGGUAAUGUGCAGGUUAAAUUAGAGGAUCUAAGGAGUAAUCACAGAACUUUUAUAAUUUUUGUAGGUCCAGAGUUGAUGCUAUAACUAUUAAAAAUCUAUACUUUGCUUGGGAUGAAUCAGAAGAGGCUGAAAAAAACUGGACAGAUACUCUGGAGGGAACACACCCUGAUAUUAUAGCCUUAAAAAGUAAGAGAAGCAGCAGACAUACUCAAGAUACCACUACCAGCAACAGCAACAAAGACAAGAGUCCUUCAGUAAGGCAACUUAGACAGGUAAUGAGGGUGCUGGAAAUGUUUGCAUGAUAGCCAUAUCUUUGAACACCCUGCCAGAAGAGUCAUUCUUUCACUUGCUCGCUUUCGGCGUACUUGAGGAAGACUCUGCAUGAAUUGAGUACCGGGUAAGAUCUUUUUUGAACAUGCGUGGCAUGUUGGUAGGAUACAGGUUCUAACCCAGGCUUAACAGCUGUGUGCUUGUUACUGGGGGCUUGGUUAUGACCAUUGGUUUAUCAAUGAACAGAUGUUCGCACUUGGAAAAAAAAACAAUUCGACAAAAGAGAACAAGACUGGCUAGUCCAGAAGUUUGGGCCGCUGUGACCUCAAAGGUUUGUCUUGAUUCAGGCAGAGCCUCCUUUGCUCCUCUUCGCUCAAGAAGACAAAAAAAGGCUUUGCUUGCAGGCUGCUCCUUGAAACUCUUGAAAUUAACCAAUAUUGGUCAUUUUUUUCUACUCUCAGAAAACACCCAGAAUUUUAUAUUAAUAUAGCAUGAAAAAGGCAUAGGAUGAAGCUUGCAAAAUUCAUGAAAUUACAUCCAAAUCUCAGCAUUGAUUAUAAUGUCUGCAAUGCAGGCAUAGCAAUAAAGGCUUUUUAGUUUACUUGGCUAGGAAACUGAUUUACACAUUCUGGGUUGCACCUAAGGGUAACCAUUGAGCAGUGUUCUGUAAGGAUAAGUUGAAUAUUGUUCAAGGGAUACCAGGGCUCAAAUAACGUUCUGUCCAGUAGUCAGGGACAAGUUAAUUUUCUUAUUGGGCAAGUAACUUUGACAGCUUACUUGUCCAAUGGGCAAGCAGGGGUUUCAAUAAUAAUUGAAGUAGGCAGCAGGUUUAAAUAAAGUAAUCGACUGUAUCAACAAGGGGCCGUUAGUGCCCUUUUUCUAUGGGGGUGGGGUGAUGAGGGGGUCUGAGUGUGUUCUGCCCCAGAAUAUUUUGAAACUUCAAAGCCCUAAAAUGCGAUUUUUAGCAUUUUGGGGACUAAAAUUGAGGACAGAAGAGUGUGUUUUCAUUCAAGAAAAUGUAGCUUCCGAUAUUUAUCAGUCACACAAUCAAUUUGUGCAAGCAGCAAACAAAUGAACUAAAUUACGAUCUUUUUUAAACCUAUAAAGAAACUUGUGAAAAAAUGACUGAAAUGCAGUAAUCACAUAACUAACGCAUAAUGUAAAACCAGUGGGCCUUUAUAUUAUGAAAACACAUAAUUGCGUUUUCAUUCAGAUUUUAUGAUAUAUUUUUCGUUUACAACGCUAUUCAAACUAGUUUCUUCUUCUUUCUAGAAAAAAGUAGCCGACCUCUAUGAGCAAAGUAGCCGACGUGUUUCGUCGGCCGUCGGUGCUUAUUGAAAUCCUUGGGCAAGGGUGGGUCCAGGCAAGUCAUCCUCUUACAAAAUCAUUAACUAAGAUGAGCAAGAAGUGUCUUUGGGUAAUCAAAAUAUGAGAGAUAUACUUACCCAAAUGGUGAGCUGGAAUUCAAUUUCUUUUUUGAGUCCUGGAUAUAAGGGUUAAAUAAAGGUGUUCCAGCUGAACAGUCAAGUGUUCAAGUCCUUAGCCCUAGAAGUUUCAUAUUUUCACCCUAGAAAACUCUAGUGGUGCAAACCUAGCUAUCACAGGAAAAAACAGAGACAAUGGCUAUUCAGAACUCUCAUGGUCUGGUGUUAAUAUUUUUGUUUUCCAAAAGGAAACUAGAAGCAGAGCAGAACCAAGUGGUCGUAAGAAGUCCAAUGUAGCGGUAAAUAUUGAGAGGUGUGAUGAAGCCAUGCAGAGGUUAAAGAGUUCUUCAAGAAACCUUUUGUAAGUUAGAAGGAAAAGUUAUGGAAAAGUCUAACAGAUUUAUUUUUCAAAUAACCAAUUCAUUAAUAGAAUCUUUGUUGAGGUACGCUUGACUUGGCUUGACUUUAACUAUACUUCAUUCUUUUGUUUUGUUUUUAUAUCACAGUUCUGGUCUAAAAGAUGUAUACUCAAAUAUGGUGGCUGGAGAAGCAGGACCCAGUAAAGUUAACAGUGAAAAUAAUAAUGACAAUGACACAAAUGAUAUCCCAGUCAAAAGACAUUGUAAGGCAGUCGUUGCUGAACCAGACAGGUUAGUUUCAAUAAGAAAUUAUUCUCUUUUUUAUAUAUAUCUUUUAAAAUCUGGGGCAGAUGUAUUGUGUUACUGUUAUGUCAAUAAUGUUGUAUGUCAAAUGAAAUUCAGCUCAAAAAGUUUCAACCUACUUUGACUCUCAGUUUCUUUCCUAACCUUAAUCAUUCAUGAUCUUGAAUAAUGAAAAAGGAAAUCAGGGUUGUCACUAAGAUUUCGAGUUGCCGGGCAAAUACAACAAGUAGGCAGGGAAUCUCACGGUUAGGGAUUUCUUUUGGUUCUAUUUUUCUUCUAUUUUCCAAUAAAAGUAGCCAGGGGCCACUCUCUUAGUAGCCGGAGAAAAUCCCCGGCCCCUGGCUCUUAAUGACAACCGUGGAAAAUAUUAGGGUCUUGUUCUAGUCUUAAGAAUAAUUUUCUUCUUUCAGUACUCAAAGUUUUUUUGUGGGAGGAAGCCUUAUUUUAAAGUUUGAUUGAUGUUGAUUUGGUUGUUAUUAAAAUAUUAUUCUAGUGCUAGUGGACAAGAACCAGAUAAAAAAGGGAAAAGACCUAUAGAGAGCAGGUCAGCAAAAAGGCGAUUUAAUGAACAUCAAAGUGAUGCCGAGAUAUUGGACUGGGAUUCAGAUUCAGAUGAUGAUUUUGAUGAAACAGAGAUAAAACGGAAGACAAUCAGUAAGUGGAGUCAAUAAAAAUUAAUUUAUAAUGAGAGGGUGUUAUAAAAAAUUGUCUUGCGUGACUAGCGUGACAUUCUUGAAGCUUCCUGCGAGUUCAUAGUUUAUUUAUUUUAGGACCUUAUGUAAGUGUUUCUGAAGCGGUAUAUUUUGUAAUCUUUCUGUAACUAGACUAUUUCGAAAGUUCUAGAAUCUUAUUGCAAAAGUAUAUAAGUAGACGAGUCCAAGCAAAGUUUUAACUAGUUUUCACAAGUAAAGAGAGUUUAAUGUUGGUCGAGUUUAGUCAAGUGUGAUGGUAGCAGUGUUUAUUCAAGUUAGUGGAGGUUAUGUAAGAUUAUCGAGUUACGUGCAGUUGACCAGUUUUACUUGGUGGAAACUACCUUCAUAUUUGGAAUAAAUCUUCUUGUUGCUGUUCUGACAACCCUGUGUAUAGUUUAGUUGCAAGCUACCCAUCCUCUGAAAGAGUUCCUGUGUAACAGAGGACAAAUAAACUGUUCUUUUACUGGUAAACGUCAGGCAGUUGCUUUAAUUUAUCAUUCCUCCUUGAAGUGGCAUAAAAAUAUUGUACUGUCACAGUGCUUUGGGCAAGACGUAUAAAGUACAAUAAUUGUACUGCUAUUACACUGUAGGUACCCCACAAGCAGUGUUUUCUCCCGGCUGGACACUACGCUACAAAGGGAGAGAAACCACUGUAAGCAACCCUUUGCUUCUUUGAUCGAGCUGCCAUCCAGCACCCGGGAUGAAUGUUAAAUAAACUUUGACGAGCCAAAACCUGUUUAAAACCAGUAAGGCUCUCGCACAUUUGACUAUGCUAUAACUGCUGCCUUAAUGUGAGCACCUGCUGUGAAUUUGUGAUCUUUCAGUCUUAAUCGCGAUUAUUCCUACCCACUCACUUUGACAAAUAUCGGUGAGGCCAACUGGAGUUGAAUUGCUAGGAACCAUAUCCAAGUUCAGAAAAAAAAAAAUAGAAUUUUGUUGUUGCUUAUUUACAUUCUCUGUAAAACACAAAAUUAGGGAUUUUCUUCAUGACGUAGUUGUGCAAAACUGCAAAGAAAUAAACAAAAAGUGUGUGAUGCACAUGCAAAGUUGCUGUUUUGCCUAUUAAACCUAUUAGUUUUUUUUUAAUGUUCUCAUUGCUCUUACAUCAUUGAUCUUAUAAAGUCUCUAAUGUUUCUUGCAAAACAAGAGGAAGUGAUGUGAUUUGACAGUUUAACGUAGGCAUCAUGUGGACACGCAUGCUCGAUGGAAAAGCAAAUGGGUGCCCACAGUGGUUUUUCUUCCUUUGUAGCGUAGCAUCAGUCUGGAGAAAGCAGUUCUCGCAGGAAAGCCAUUAGGGAGAUUAGAGCGGUUUUCACUUGACUGUCGUAAAACCAAAACCAAAGUAAAUACACUAGCCAACCAAAGGGCGUAGUAAAACCAAAACCAAAACCAAAACCAAUUACUUUCGACAGUCAAGUGAAAACCGCUCUAUGAUGGCAAAGAGAACAUCAGAAAAGCAAGCAAAACAACAACUCUUUUAGUGCAUCACGUUUUUGUACAUUUUGUUGCUGUCAUUGUAUUACAGUGAAGUGUACAAAAUGUAAACACAAGAUUCUGUUUAUUUUCUUCUUCUUUUUCUGAACUUUGUUACAGUUCUCAGGAAUUCAAGUCAAGAAACAUUUGGCCUACAUGUGAUAUGUUGACUAUGUAAUCAUGUUCAAUAAUAAUAUUUAUAAUAAUAAUGAUUAUAAUAAUAAUAUUAUUAUUUUAAUUAUAAUAACAACAUUGUCUUUACUUGUUUUAUAGUUGCAUAUUUUAAGUUAAAUAAGUUAUUCUUUUUUAUGUUAGGCAUUAUACUAUAUAUUUAUGUGGGUCAAAGUGAAAUCUCUAAAAACCCAUGUUUGGCAAACAUUUUUGAUUGUCUACAAGUCACUAACUUCUAUGAUGCUUCUUCUACAGAACUGUCAAGCCCAAGAAAAAGGGUUCUCAAUGUGAAACUUCCUGUUAGAGAGAGGCGAAGGUUCUGGACUGACAAGGAAACAAAAUGGUUAAAAGAUGGAGUGAAAACCUAUGGAGAAGGCAACUGGGCAGUAAUUCUAGAUGCAUACAACUUUGUUGGAAGGACAUCAGUACAUUUAAAGGAUAAAUGGCGCAACUUACAAAAGAACUAG
Messenger RNA from Porites evermanni, 12681 nucleotides. The record is from the annotation of a GenBank genome assembly. NCBI's taxonomy places the organism in Eukaryota, Metazoa, Cnidaria, Anthozoa, Scleractinia, Poritidae.